AUGGGGGAUCCCAAGGGGCCCCCACGCCUCGUCCACGCCGGACACCCCCUCCUCUGCCUGCUCUGCCUCCUCCCGCCGCUGCUCAAAGCUGCCGGACCAAGCCAGGUGCCCAUAGACCAUCCCCUGUGGGCAAUGCUGGAGCAAUACUGCCGGGCAGUGAUGACUCUCGCCAACCUCUCAGGUCCCGACUCCUACUGCAACACCACCUUGGACCAGAUCGGGACGUGCUGGCCCCGGAGCGCCGCCGGAGCCCUGGUGGAGAGGCCGUGCCCUGAGUACUUCAACGGCGUCAAGUACAACACGACCCGGAACGCCUACAGAGAGUGCUUGGAGAAUGGGACGUGGGCUUCACGGAUCAACUACUCACAGUGCGAGCCCAUUUUGGAUGACAAGCAAAGGAAGUACGACAUACACUACCACGUCGCCCUCGUUGUCAACUACCUGGGCCACUGCGUCUCUGUGGCAGCCCUGGUGGCCGCUUUCCUGCUUUUCCUGGCUCUGCGGAGUAUCCGCUGUCUGCGGAACGUGAUUCACUGGAAUCUCAUCACCACCUUUAUCCUGCGAAAUAUCAUGUGGUUCCUGCUGCAGCUCAUCGACCACGAAGUGCAUGAGAGCAACGAGGUCUGGUGCCGCUGCAUCACCACCAUCUUCAACUACUUCGUGGUGACCAACUUCUUCUGGAUGUUCGUGGAGGGCUGCUACCUGCACACGGCCAUUGUCAUGACCUACUCCACCGAGCGCCUGCGCAAGUGGCUCUUCCUCUUCAUCGGAUGGUGCAUCCCCUGCCCCAUCAUCAUCGCCUGGGCCGUUGGCAAACUCUACUAUGAAAAUGAACAGUGCUGGUUUGGCAAGGAGCCUGGUGACCUGGUGGACUAUAUCUACCAAGGCCCCAUCAUCCUCGUGCUCCUGAUCAACUUUGUAUUUCUCUUCAACAUCGUCAGGAUCCUAAUGACGAAAUUGCGAGCAUCCACCACAUCGGAAACAAUCCAGUACCGGAAGGCAGUGAAGGCCACCCUGGUUCUCCUGCCCCUCCUGGGCAUCACCUACAUGCUCUUCUUCGUCAACCCUGGGGAGGACGACCUGUCGCAGAUCGUGUUCGUCUACUUCAACUCCUUCCUGCAGUCAUUCCAGGGUUUCUUUGUGUCUGUCUUCUACUGCUUCUUCAAUGGAGAGGUGCGCUCGGCCGUGAGAAAGAGGUGGCACCGCUGGCAGGACCACCACUCCCUCCGAGUGCCCGUGGCCCGGGCCACGUCCAUCCCCACGUCGCCCACACGGAUCAGCUUCCACAGCAUCAAGCAGACGGCCACCGUGUGA
Lynx canadensis (Canada lynx) is the source of this 1314-nucleotide messenger RNA. It is a transcript of the gene CRHR2, whose product is annotated as corticotropin releasing hormone receptor 2. Gene Ontology annotation, biological process: long-term synaptic potentiation; cell surface receptor signaling pathway; adenylate cyclase-modulating G protein-coupled receptor signaling pathway. The transcript has 13 exons. The record is from RefSeq and is a predicted model, not a curated record. Gene Ontology annotation, cellular component: dendrite; axon terminus; plasma membrane. Gene Ontology annotation, molecular function: peptide hormone binding; G protein-coupled peptide receptor activity; corticotrophin-releasing factor receptor activity. NCBI's taxonomy places the organism in Eukaryota, Metazoa, Chordata, Mammalia, Carnivora, Felidae. The coding region runs from base 1 to 1314 and encodes 437 amino acids.